AUGGAAUUGUGUUCCAAUAGUCUUAAGAAUAUUCUUCAACAUAAACCACAAGUAUUUGGUCGACAACCGGAAGAACCCAUGAAUUCAAUCGAGUUUUACAUUUCGUGUCAUAUAUUUAAAGAGAUCUUAGAAUGCGUUCAAUAUUUACAUGACUUAAAACCUCCGGUCAUUCAUAAGGACCUUCACUCUGGAAAUAUAUUACUGGCCAGAAAUUGGCUGACUUUGGGUCGGCUACUAUUCGCAAAUCUAUUUCAAAUUAACCCGGCCUAUGAAGCACCGGAAGUACGUAGGGGUGAGUCAAAUGAACCCAAGAGUGAUGUCUACACUUUGGCCAUAAAUACUGAAGAGAUUUUUGGUUUUGAUUUGGAGGACAUAAUGCGAAGUAGUUCACAGAAGUAUUCAUCAGAUAAUGAAAUGUUUAACAAAUGUGUAAUUGAAUUGAAACGAGAAUUAAAAGCCAUGUUAUCCUUAGACUCGACUGUCAGACCUACUUGUGGUCAAAACCGGUUCUUAUAUGUAAGUUUGAGAGUGGGGGUGGUUCUUAUAUUCGAACUUAAGAACCAUUGA
This is a messenger RNA of Oppiella nova, 567 nucleotides long. NCBI's taxonomy places the organism in Eukaryota, Metazoa, Arthropoda, Arachnida, Sarcoptiformes, Oppiidae. The record is from the annotation of a GenBank genome assembly.